CUGAAGGCAGCAGCAGGCUGACUGGCUCUGUGAAGAUGGCGGACUGUAUACGUGUUCCUCUGCUCCUGCUUCUGAUGUGCAUCUUGUCGGCCGUGCAUCAUAUUCGAGGAGACAACAGUGUUGUCUCCAGACUUAAUGGUAAUGCUGAUAACCUGCAGAAUCCCGCCGGUGGUCCGGGGCCAGUUGCGGUCAUCCCGGUAGCCGCUGAUAGGAGCCUGGCUGCUGGGGCCUCGCUGCCUCGGAGGCGCUCUGCCGGCUGGAAGUUAUCAGAGGAGGCGGUGUGCAGGGAAGACCUGACCCGGCUUUGCCCCAAACAUUCUUGGAACAACAACCUGGCAGUGCUGGAGUGUCUCCAGGACAAGAAAGAGGAAACUGAGAUUGCUGCCGAAUGCAACCAUCUGCUGUGGAACUACAAGCUGAACCUGACUACCGACCCAAAGUUUGAGUCUGUAGCUGUGGAGGUCUGCAAGACUAUCAUCCCUGAGAUUAAAGAAUGUGCUGCGGAGGAGCUGGGUAAAGGCUUCCUAGUGUCCUGCCUGGUGGAUCAUCGCAGCAACAUCAGUGACUACCAGUGCAACCAGUACAUCACCAAAAUGACCAGCAUCGUCUUCAGUGACUACCGGCUCAUCUGUGGCUUCAUGGACAAAUGCCGCGAGGACAUCAACACACUGCGCUGCGGUAGCAUCAGCAUAGGAGAGAAGGACAUCCACUCUCAGGGUGAGGUGAUCGCCUGUCUGGAGAAAGGUUUGGUACGGGAGGUCGAGGAGCAGGCUGGGGCACACACCAUCAAGGACGACUGUAAGAAGGCCAUCAUGAGAGUGGCUGAACUGUCUUCAGAUGACUUCCACCUUGACCGCUACCUCUACUUCUCCUGCCGCGAGGACCGGGAGCGCUUCUGUGAAAAUACACUGGCAGGAGAGGGACGAGUUUACAAAUGCCUCUUCAAUCACAAGUUUGAGGAGACAAUGACUGAGAGGUGCCGUGAGGCGUUGACCACCAGGCAGAAGCUGAUUGCUCAGGACUACAAGGUGAGCUACUCGCUGGCCAAAGCCUGCAAGUCAGACCUGAGGAAGUACCGCUGCAGCGUGGACACCAACAUGCCCCGAGCUCGAGAAGCUCGCCUGUCCUACCUGCUUCUCUGUCUGGAGUCCGCUGUGCAUCGAGGUCGUGUGGUCAGUGGCGAGUGUCAGGGAGAGAUGAUGGACUACAGGCGGAUGCUGAUGGAGGAUUUUUCUCUGAGCCCGGAGAUAGUGCUGCAGUGUCGCAGCGAGAUUGAGGGUCACUGCUCCGGUCUGCACCGAAAAGGACGAACAUUGCACUGCCUGAUGAGGGUCGGCCGAGGAGACAUGGGAGCCAUCGACCCCAACUGUCAGAGGGCGCUCCAGACUCUGAUUCAGGAAGCCGAUCCAGGAGCCGACUACCGCAUCGAUCGAGCACUGAACGAGGCGUGUGAGUCGGUCAUCCAGACUGCCUGCAAACACAUCCGCAAUGGAGACCCCAUGAUCCUAUCAUGUCUGAUGGAGCAUCUGUACACUGAGAAGAUGGUAGAGGACUGUGAACACAGACUGCUGGAGCUGCAGUACUUUAUUGCCAGAGACUGGAAGCUGGAUCCUAUCCUGUAUAAGAAAUGCCAGGGUGAUGCAGCUCGGCUCUGCCACACUCACGGCUGGAACGAGACCAGCGAGAUGAUGCCGCCGGGUGCCAUUUUCUCCUGCUUGUACCGUCACGCUUACCGCUCUGUGGAGCAGGGGCGGAGGCUCCCUGGUGGGCCAUCUGAAGCAGGAAACCAAGGUUUUACUCUCUCUCGGGACUGUAAGGUGGAGGUGCAGAGGAUUCUCCACCAGAGGGCACUGGACGUGAAGCUGGACCCUGAGCUGCAGAAACGCUGUUUGACCGACUUGGGAAAGUGGUGUAGUGAGAAGACUGAGGCAGGACAGGAGCUUGAGUGUCUGCAGGACCAUCUAGAGGACCUGGUGUCCGACUGCCGAGAUGUCGUGGGAAACCUGACAGAGCUGGAGUCUGAGGAUAUUCAGAUCGAGGCACUGCUUAUGAGAGCCUGUGAACCCGUCAUCCAGGCCCACUGCCACGAGGUAGCUGAUAAUCAGAUCGACACUGGUGAUCUGAUGGAGUGCUUGGUUCAAAACAAACACCAAAAGGAGAUGAAUGAGAAGUGUGCAGUGGGAGUGACACACUUCCAGCUGAUUCAGAUCAAGGAUUUCCGUUUCUCCUAUAAGUUCAAAACAGCCUGCAAGGAGGAUGUCCUCAAACUGUGUCCCAACAUCAAGAAGAAGGUGGACGUAGUGAUGUGCCUCAGCACCACAGUGAGGAACGACACGCUGCAGGAGGCCAAGGAACAGCGGGUGUCUGUCAAAUGUCGUAAACAGCUCCGGGUGGAGGAGGUAGAGAUGUCGGAGGAUAUCCGUCUGGAGCCGGAGCUUUACGACUCCUGUAAGCAGGACAUCACCAGACUGUGUCAGAAUGUGGCUUACGGCAACGCACAGGUCAUUGAGUGUCUGAAAGAGAAUAAGCGUCAGUUGACUUCUCGCUGCCACCAGCGGAUAUUCAAGCUGCAGGAGGUGGAGAUGGUCGAUCCUGAACUGGACUACCAGCUGAUGAGAGUCUGCAAGCACAUGAUCAGGCGGUUCUGUACAGAGUCAGAGGGGAAGAACGUUCUUCAGUGUCUGAAACAGAACAAGAACAGUGAGCUCAUGGAUCCUAAAUGUAAACAGAUGAUCACGAAGAGACAGAUCACCCAGAACACAGACUACAGGCUGAACCCGGUGCUAAGGAAAGCCUGUAAAGCAGACAUCCCUAAGUUCUGUCAGCCCAUCCUGAACAAAGCAACCGCAGACAGCGAGCUGGAGGGUCAGGUCAUCUCCUGCCUCAAACUCAAAUAUGCCGACCAGCGUUUGUCUACAGACUGUGAAGAUCAGAUCAGGGUCAUCCUGCAGGAGUCAGCGCUGGACUACAGACUGGACCUUCAGCUGCAGAUCCAUUGCACACAGGAGAUCUCCAGUCUGUGUCCGGAGGAGGCAGCAGCUCAGGAGCAGACGGGGCAGGUGGAGGAGUGUCUCAAGGUCAACCUACUAAAGAUCAAACAGGACCCCUGUAAGAAGGAGGUGUUGAACAUGCUGAAGGAAAGUAAAGCGGACAUCUUCGUCGACCCUGUCCUCCACACAGCCUGCGCUCUGGACAUCAAGCACCACUGUGCCGCCAUCCCACCUGGCAGGGGGCGCCAGAUGUCUUGUCUCAUGGAGUCGCUGCUGGACAAACGCAUUCGUCUGCAGCCAGAAUGCAAGAAGAGACUUCAGGAUCGCAUAGACAUGUGGAGCUACGCUGCCAAGGUGGCUCCCGCUGAGGGUUUCUCAGACCUGGCCAUGCAGGUGAUGACAUCACCAUCCAAGAACUACAUCCUGACUGUGACUGGUGCAGGUGUUGCACUGCUCUUCUUGAUGGGGCUGCUUUGUGGCCGUUUCACUAAGCGUGUCACUCAGGAGCUGAAGGACAGGUAGACCACGCCAACUCUGGGGUCUGGACACACCCACAGGAGAAACGACCGCAGCUGAAAUAGGACCACCCCUCCCCAUCAUUUAACCCCCCUGACGGCCACAGCUACUCUAUCUCCUUCUCCAUUUUGCACCCCUGUUUCAUUUCAAAUCACUUCCUGCUCUUCUUGAGUGACAUCACUCACAGUCUCGCAAAUGAAAGUGGAAGUCCACAUCCAUAUGGAUUUUUCUUCAGAUCUUUUCCAACAUAGGGCGCUGGGUCAUCCUGCUGUUUUAAAUGCGCUCACCCGAUGUAGAUGCAGUAUUACUUGACUUUUUUUUUUUUUCUUCCUCCCCCUGCCCCCAUUACCAUGGUUGGAGGGGUGGGGUAAGGAAAGGAGAGGGAGGGGGAUGAGUUAGUCUGGGGUUUAAGGAUACGGGGUCAAAGGUGAAACUUAAGGGGAGAGGGAUGUGGAUGAAAAUGUAAAGUGUAAAUGUGUAGAAAGUGGGAUGGGAAAUGCUCAUGUAUAGAGACUACAGUGUAUGUGUGUGUGUGAGAUUCUAUGUGUGAGUGCAGGUUUGUGAAUGUGUGUAAUGUAAACUGUCUUUGAUCCACCAAAUUAUUUUAGUUUGUCCUCCUGCUUAAAGGUUUUUGGGAUUGUUUGGUUCUGGAUAUAUCAAUUUGAUACCUUUUUUUUUGGGAUGAUGUGCUAGAAUUUAUUGCCAUGGGACUGCCAGGCGGGUGGUGCCAACCAGCCAGCCCUCCACCAAGCCACAAAGAUGAGAAAAAAGGAGGGUGGGAGCCAGCUCGCUCAAAGCGGCACUACAACAGGGAUGACUUGUUGAUAAGUUUUCUUUCUUUUUUUUUAUUUGAAACAACAGACCUGGCAACCUCGGCUCUCCUUUGAUGCAGUUUUUAAAAGCCUAAUCUGUGCCGUAGCGCACCACAUCCACCUGCCACUCCCAGUUUAGCUGAUGUCACAGUCUUAGCAGCUGCUUGGGAAGUUCUGGCCUCGUUCCAUCACGCCACCGGAUAAAUAGUGAUCCCUGACUGAAUCUGAACUGGCUGGAGCAGACAUAUUGGAAAAACAGGCAGAAGCUGAGAGCAAUGCAGGAAAAAAAAGAAGAAAGAAAGACAAAAAAAUACUUUACAUUAUCAUGAAGAUGUGAACAUUUUGUGUAACGAUGAUACUGGAAUCAUAGCACAUUCUUAGUUCUUUUUUUAUAUCUAUAAAUAUAUAUAUAUAUAUAUAUAUAUAUAUAUAUUGUUUUGUCAUAGCCUUAUUUAUUUGUUUACUAAUGGACAAACUUUUUUUUAAUGAUUUGAAUGUUCUCUGGUUGCCUUUUCUCCAGCGAGUAAGUGUGGGAUGGAGGGGGGAAGGUGUCUGCGUCCUCAAGGUUUCAACUUACUCCAGCAGACUGCUAUUUCUUUCCCACAGGGGGCAGCAAACGCCUCUUUGGUCAGCAGGGUGAGUUGUCACAGUAACCAGAACACUCAGUGACUGUUGAUCAGUGAGGCUCCACAUAAUCUGAGCUUGUGACUGAACUAGACAAAUCCAGUCGUUACAUGGAUGUCUCGAAUGUGAUGAUACUUUGGGAAUGACCACUGCUGCUUCACUUUUGAAACCGAUCGGUGAUUUGGACAUUAAGACCAAACAGGAAGUUUGAUUAAACUGUUACGUAUUGUUCGGAUCAUGUAAGAGAUGUUGAUUUGACUCUGUACGAAACAAAACAACUGGGCUGAUUCACAUAAUAGAAAAUGCAAUGUUCAAGUUUGAGGCGUUAAAGCAAAGCAGACAACUGUGUGAUAUUUAGCAUUUUAAUUCUGAGUCAUUAAAUUCAUUGGCUGUUUGGCUGUGUAUUUGAUGCAUCAUUUGAAAUAUGACGGUUAAAGUUGGCGGAAGAAGGCAGUCGAGGUUUCGCUGUCAGCUACUUUGCCGACUGUAAAACCACCAGAGGGGAAUGUGUCCCCUCCCAGCUCGAGCCUGUCAUGUGCACUCGUGUGCACUGUACUGCGUGACAAACUGUAAACUACUCACCCUGCAGUUAGGCUGAACUGCAGAUUUUUGUCUCUAGUUGUUGCAGCUUGGUGAGGUGAGCGCUGCCCUCCCUGCUUGAAAGUGAGAUGCUCCGAUUCAUUCAACUGCCUUUGCGGUUUUUUUUAUCCCUCAUUUGACAUCCGUUUUAUCAAAGCGUGCCUACUCACCGUCCCGCUGAGGGAUCCCACUGUACAGAACAUCCCAGAACCCCCUGAGGCACCAAGCAGAGGGCCUUUGAGUGUGUGUUGGUGUUUGAUGGAUGAUGUGCGUUUGUGUGUGUGUGUUGCCCACAGAUUUCAGACAGAAUGCUGCGUGAUCUCUAGUCGAUUCCUUGCGGUCUUAGUUGUCCCAGGUGAUGGCGACCAAAACGUUUGAUUUAAAGUUUGUGAUGAUAAAGAUGUUUUUGUAAACUAUAUUUUGUGUCUGAAUCCGUGGAGCUCCUCAGUCAUCUUCUGAUUUAUUUUCUCCCUGUACAAAUUUUUUGUUCUGUACAGAUGAAAAUUGGAAAGUUUGUUAAUAAUAAAGUCUGCAAGGUUUCUA
This is a messenger RNA of Platichthys flesus (European flounder), 6064 nucleotides long. It is a transcript of the gene glg1a, whose product is annotated as golgi glycoprotein 1a. Gene Ontology annotation, cellular component: Golgi membrane. Gene Ontology annotation, molecular function: fibroblast growth factor binding. Bases 36 to 3512 code for a protein of 1158 amino acids. The record is from RefSeq and is a predicted model, not a curated record. NCBI's taxonomy places the organism in Eukaryota, Metazoa, Chordata, Actinopteri, Pleuronectiformes, Pleuronectidae. The transcript is spliced from 26 exons.